AUGGUGAAAUCAGUAGCAAAAAUGGGCUCAGACAUUAUGGUACCACAACUGACACGUGAUACAGCAACAAAAAGGGUGUUGCUGAGCCAUGAGAUAAUUCAGGCCCAUCCAGAAAUGCAGCUGUAUAUUGGGCUAGAUGUUGAUCCCAUUGCACAUGAGCAGGCUCAAUCUCGAAUCAAUGCUGUAGUGCGUGGUGAUCCUUGUGAUUCAUCUUCAGGUUUGAAAGCUCAUGUCUUCUUGAAGAACUUCAGAGAUAUUGAGUUUGUAUUGCCAGAAGUCGAUGAGAAACUAUUGAUCUAUGGGGUUGACGGGAUCUUGAUGGACCUGGGAAUGUCCUCCAUGCAGGUAAAUAAUGCUGAAAGAGGAUUCAGUGUACUUUGUGAUGGACCUCUGGAUAUGAGGAUGAAUCCACAGUCAUUCUUGGUCGAUAUUCAAAUGAAGAUGGAUGGGCCCCAGUCCCAUGUAAGAUAG
This is a messenger RNA of Thlaspi arvense, 471 nucleotides long. The record is from the annotation of a GenBank genome assembly. Lineage: Eukaryota; Viridiplantae; Streptophyta; Magnoliopsida; Brassicales; Brassicaceae.